UAUAUCCGUCCGUGCCUAGCGUAGGCCCUCCGCAGCUGCGGUAAAUGCGUUCCGGCGUGGUCUAGUGGCUAGGAUAUCUGGCUUUCACCCAGAAGGCCCGGGUUCGAUUCCCGGCGUCGGAAGAGUUUCGGUCUCAUGGUGUAAUGGUCAGCACUCUGGACUUUGAAUCCAGCGAUCCGAGUUCGAGUCUCGCAAUUCCACGGGAACACCGAGGCGUGCCUCGCCAGGUUGGACUAAAGCACGCGUUUUGGAAAGGACUGGUCUUUUUCUGCGAAGCGGCGUUAUGGCGGCCUCGCGCAAGGGAAAGCAGGUCACCAAUCGCCCGCCAAUAACGGGCACGCCUUCCGAAACACUGACGUCAACUGAAGCUGUUCGCGGGCUUCGCCUCUGCAGUCUUCACAAAUGGGCGAACUUCAAAGGCUACGGUUUCGAGGUAAAAUCCGCCGAGAAGGGCCACGGAUUCGUCAUCACCAAAGUCGACAUCAAGAGCCCCGCAGAUCUGGGCGGCUUGCGGAACGACGACAGGCUCAUUGAGGUCAACGGCACUUCGGUGGAUGGCAAGACGUACCAGGACGUACUCGGCCACAUCAAAGAGGACCCGACCAAGGUGGAGCUGCUGGUCAUCGACCUUGAGACGGACCAGGAGUUUAGGAAACGCCAUGAGGUUCCGAGCAGAAAGUCGCCCAGAUUGGUGCGCAAAACAGCGCCCGCCGAGAUGCCGCGUCCGACCACUGCCCGCGAGCACAAGCCAGUGGAUGCCCACAAGGCGCCCUCCGUGCCCAGCGGCAAAGUUAUAGUAAUCGAGGAGACGUCUAGCGGCGGCAUUACGCCCGACGAGGUCGGAAAUUUAAGGAAAAAGGCCAACCCCGUCAAACCGAAGGCGUCCGCCAAGAGUGUCGGCAAAGCCAAGGCCGCCGAGGUGUCCAAGGCCGAGGCUGAGCUGCUGCAGAAGGUCUUGCGAGCCCGAGCGGCUGAGAGCGCCGAGGCCGACUUGGGCAAAGCCGGGGACGACACCGAUCUGGAACCGACCGAACGAUUCGAGCCCGCCGAGGACGCCAACCCUCAGAGUUCGCUCGAACGCCGCGACAACAAUGCAUUCUUAGUAUCGGCGAAUUCGACAUCCGCAUUCCCGUCUCCGCAACCGUACCCCUCGCCAGAACUCAGUUACUACGGUGGAUUCCCAGAUGGCGCACCGACCGACUCGGCCGGCUAUUACUGGACCGGCGACCAGUACCCGUGGGCUCCUCCCUCAUCGCCCAUGUAUGCGCCGCAGUUUAGCGUGCCUUCGUCGCCGUCGUACGCGCCGUCCGCCUACCCGAUGUCGCCGUACAACGCGCUGUCUCCAAUGUCCGGCGCUGGUGGCUACAUGCCGUACUCGCUUCCGGGAUCGCCGUACUGGUCGCCGCCGAUGAUGCCGCCAAUGGUGUCGUACCAGACACCCUACGGGCCGCUAAUGCCGAUGCCAAAUUUCUACGGCUACCAGUACGUGCCGCCGAGCUAUCCCGACGUCUCGUUCUACUCGGCCCCUUACCCGAGGUACCCACCGUUCCCCUACGCUGGCGGCCCCAGCCCGUACGAGGAACAGGCUGAAGAGGGCGGCACCGCUGAUGCUUCGACGCAUCAGGCAGUCUCUUCUUAUCCCAGCCGACGGAGAGAAGCAAAGCCGCGUAAGGAGAAGCCGCAGGCGAAAGCCAAGGCUAAAGAAUCACACUCUCCUGGCCCACAGGAUCAAAAGCCGGACAAAGGGCCAUGACGUGGGGAGCUCUUAGUGCCGUCUAUACUGUUCUUUCAAAGCCGUCGUAUAUGCCGUUCUUGCGACUUUGCUGCAUUACUUUUUAUAGGAGAUAGUAUUAAGAUCGGCGCCAAAAUGAGAGUGACAUAGAGCCGCUUCCUUGCGCAGGGAUGCAUGGCUCCAUUUUGUGUGAACCGAAUAUACGUUGCACUUUUGCGACGUAGACGGUGCAGGUGUUCGGCGUUUCGUGGUCGUGUCUCGUCGUCUCAACUCUCUCGCAAGCGCUAUUCACUGUGCUGUCUCCAACCAAGACAUAAAGACGAGUCGACGCUUUAGCGUGACCGGUAAAACGCGUCUGCGGUCGAGCUGGCCCUCAAGAACUGCGAGGGUAAUAGAAUUAUGUAGUAGCUUUGUAAUAUAAUACAUGAAGGUGCUUCGAAUUGCAUGUUAAAUAUCCAUGGCAAUUUCCACCGGGGAGAUAAUGAAUAUUGCAUGCAAAGCAAAAUUUUACUCGUAGACGAAAAAUGCUGGCGCAAAAAUGAUGACGCUCUCAAGUGCCUUGCGAGAGCCAAAUUUCAUGUCCAAAGCGAUUUCAAAAAUUGUAUAGGCGAUGACGGCAGGGCAAUUUGUAUAAGGCCGUGGCUAUACGAAUUUCACGAUAUAACAUUAAAGCGAGCCAUUACCAGGACGUACGAGCCGUCAUCAUCUUUGUCUUUUCUAAAAAGGCAAUGAACAUUAUAUAACAACGUAUAAUAGAUCACGACGUGCUCCCAAAACGAUGGUCUCUGUGUUUCUGUGUGAUUAAGCCUUAAUGCCAAAAGUUCUGCAUGCCAUGUGUGCUCAAUUACAUGUUUGAUGUGACGC
Molecule: messenger RNA, 2596 nt
Organism: Dermacentor silvarum
Lineage: Eukaryota; Metazoa; Arthropoda; Arachnida; Ixodida; Ixodidae
Product: Na(+)/H(+) exchange regulatory cofactor NHE-RF1-like
Exons: 5
Coding region: 284-1753 (489 amino acids)
Biological process (GO): protein localization to plasma membrane
Cellular component (GO): apical plasma membrane
Molecular function (GO): protein-membrane adaptor activity; protein binding
Source: RefSeq, a predicted model, not a curated record